AUAAAUAAUACAGACCACUCAAAGGGGUGUGCUCUGAAAAGGUUUUAUUGAAAGCAUGUGGGUCCAGGCAGUGGCGGAAUUCUUUAAAUACAAAGUAGUGAGUAGCAUUAUAGUGCUGGCAUGUUGGCCCCCUAAAGAGCAAAUAAGAAUAAUUGGUGAAAUAUCACAUCAUGGGUUAAGCGCUACAUUCUCUUGCGAUCCAGGCAUACUUGAUUAUGAACGACAUGGAUAUCUGCAGGGGGUUCUAUACUUGGUUGGAAAUGAUGACUCCUUCAUGUUCAAAAAGGUAACGAAUCCUCUUUCAGAUAUAACCAAACCAAUAACAUCAAUAGCUAUCGAUGACGUGUAUGUACACCCACGGGACGGAGUGUCUGCCCACCGCUGGGCAUAUUGGGCCAGCUCGACAGGUUUCGUGUUGACGCAUGAUAGAGAAAGGAUCUUAAGAAGACUCGACUUAAAGGAAUAUCCUUGGAGAAUAGCGACUCCAAUAGGACAUUAUUCGAGUGAGAAAUACGAUGGUACAUUUGUGGACUUUCUAGUUGACGAGUCGAUAUCCGACCAGGACCCUGGCAUUCGGAGCGGCUAUAGCACCUCCAUGUUACUCAUAGAAGCUGUAAAUGCCAGAGACAUCCUGAUAGAGAACGAGCUGUGGGCGACGAUGGUGAACAACGACAGCAUGUACCUGAUGGUGUCCGAGGGGACUGCUGACCUCUCAGGGGCUAUUCUGCGCAUCCUGCUCGCCAGGACCUUUGACCUUGAUUAUGUUGUACCGAUUUGGCCUUUUAGCGUCGGCUUCACAUACCUAGCGGAGCGCGAGAGUGCCAGUAACAUGUUCUUGGAGCCGUUCUCACCUGGCGUGUGGUGGUCGUGCUUGGCCAUCAUGGCGGUGCUGGCUCUGGUCGAGAGGUUCACAGCCAAGACGCCGCUAGAGAAGGAUGGAGCGUUCUAUACUGUGCUCACGACUUGGUUACAACAAGACGCGAGCGCAGUCCCAGAGAGCGCAUCAGGUCGCUUCGCGUUCACCGUCCUCUCAGUUAGCGCCAUGUUGGUACACGCGUACUACACGUCAGCCAUCGUGUCAGCUCUCAUGAGCACCGGCCGAGGCGGACCGGAUUCCUUGAGGGCACUCGCAGACUCGAAGUAUGCGAUAGGAUCGGAGGAUUAUGAUUAUAUGCGGUAUUUGUUCUUUGAUGUGGAAACAAAUUGGGAAGACCUAGAAUACCUUAAAAAGAAGAAAAAAACUUCAAAGUUCUACCAAGACUUGUCCCGCGGCGUCGAGCUUAUCCAACAAGGGAACACCGCCUUCCACACCGAGUACAACCAGAUAUACCCGCACUUCAAGACCUUCAGCGACGACCAUAUCUGCAAGCUGCAGCAUGUUGAUACUAUUCCUGAAACACUUAGUUGGGUAACAACAACUAAGAACGGUCAAUGGACUCAAGUACUCCGCUCGGCUGGAGGAUGGCUGGUCGAGACUGGUUUGAGCAAGCGCCUGGUCUCCCGACUACGGAUCCCGCACCCUCCCUGCCGCGCAUCCCUCCUAGCUGAAAGAGUCAAGUUAGGGGACAUCGCUCCUUUACUAGCCCUCACUGUAUUUGGAGCUUUCCUAUCCGUGGUCAUGUUAGGAGCCGAGAUCAUGUAUCACAAAGCCAAGGCAGGAAGAAUGGAAGUUGAGGUGAAACCUUCUUUGAUUGAUGAUGUUGAUGUUGAAAGGUAUAUGGAGUAGGAAGAUGUUGUGUUCUUUUUGUCAGUUAAGAGUUGAAAAAGGUGUAAGCUGGUUUGACUGAACAUAGAAAUAGCAAAACACGAAUUAAUUUAUUUUACUUAUAUUCAGCUAGUAUUAUCUUCUGUAUAGCAUUUGCAGCUUCAA
Molecule: messenger RNA, 1870 nt
Organism: Trichoplusia ni (cabbage looper)
Lineage: Eukaryota; Metazoa; Arthropoda; Insecta; Lepidoptera; Noctuidae
Product: ionotropic receptor 75a-like
Exons: 9
Coding region: 56-1726 (556 amino acids)
Source: RefSeq, a predicted model, not a curated record